AUGGCUUCCUUUAUUGCUCUCCAGUCAAAUCAAAAGAUAUUGAAUCAAACAAAUACUAUCUCGCGCGACUCUUUGCUUAACAAACCUGGAAGGCCCUUAAACAGCAUCGACAACAUUGAUAAUUCCCUUGCUGCAAAUCCAACCGCAGCAGCUGCGAUCAGAAAUAUAUACCAAAAAGCUAGCUUUUCGACCCCAGGAAACUAUGAGGUCGUCCAGAUUUUAGGAAAGGGCUCCUAUGGUGUGGUAGUAUCCGCAAUUGACAAGAGGGAGGUAGGUAAACCCUGUCCCUUGGCGAUCAAAAAAGUCACCAAUAUUUUUCACAGAGAAAUAUUGAUGAAAAGAGCCAUUAGGGAGUUGAAGUUCUUGAAUUUCUUUAAGGGCCAUAAGAAUAUUGUCAGUCUUCUCGAUUUGGAGAUUGUGACAGAGAAGCCUUUUGAUGGACUUUAUUGCUAUCAGGAGCUAGUGGAUUAUGACCUGGCUCGGGUGAUUCAUUCGACGGUUCAAUUCUCUGAAUUCCACAUUAAGCACUUUCUGUACCAAAUUGUGUGUGGGCUAAAAUAUAUUCAUAGCGCAGAUGUUAUUCAUAGAGAUUUGAAACCGGGCAAUGUUUUAUGCUCAAUAAGCGGACAGCUAAAAAUAUGCGACUUUGGCUUGGCCCGGGGAAUCUCACCUCAUUUUUCAAACUCUAAACGAGGGGAUAUCCACAUUACAAAUUACGUGGCUACUCGGUGGUAUCGAGCCCCCGAACUGAUUCUCUCCCAUAAGCCAUACUCAAAAUCCAUCGAUAUCUGGGCAGUCGGCUGUAUUUUAGCAGAACUCUACGGAAGAAAGCCCCUCUUUAUGGGACAAGACUCAUUGCAUCAGGUUUCUGAAAUACAGAAAGUUUUAGGAACGCCAAAUCCAGACACGAUUGCUAAAUACUGUUCAGCUAGGUGCUAUGAUAUCUUUGCCUCUGGAAUAGAGGUCAAAAGGCGCCCGUGGCCCUUAAUAUAUCCUGAUCUUGGCCCGGAUGCUCAACAUUUGCUCGAUUGCUUACUUACCUGGGAUCCGGACAGGCGAUUGAAAGUUGAUGAAAUCGUAGAACAUCCUUUUCUCGAAGAUGUCAGGAAUCCCGAUGACGAACCUGGCUGCCCGAGAGGACCAUUUGACUACUCUUAUGAAAUUCAACUCACGUCAAUGCACAAGUUGAGGUGUGCUAUUUACGAGGAAGUGCAAGCCUUCAAAGAGCAAGUAUCUACUUGA
Molecule: messenger RNA, 1242 nt
Organism: Lachancea dasiensis
Lineage: Eukaryota; Fungi; Ascomycota; Saccharomycetes; Saccharomycetales; Saccharomycetaceae
Source: the annotation of a GenBank genome assembly